This is a messenger RNA of Zerene cesonia (dogface butterfly), 5978 nucleotides long. It is a transcript of the gene sli, whose product is annotated as protein slit. Lineage: Eukaryota; Metazoa; Arthropoda; Insecta; Lepidoptera; Pieridae. The transcript has 36 exons. Gene Ontology annotation, biological process: axon guidance. The record is from RefSeq and is a predicted model, not a curated record. Gene Ontology annotation, molecular function: heparin binding; calcium ion binding; Roundabout binding. The coding region runs from base 92 to 4444 and encodes 1450 amino acids.
UAUAAAGCGAAUACUCAUUUAUAUUUCUUGUUACAGAGAUCUGCAAGGCAACAACAUCAGCAUAAUAUUUCAAAGCGACUUCCAAAAACUAAUGGAUCUGAAAACAUUGCAGCUGCAAGAGAACCAAAUCCACACGAUAGAGCGCGACGCCUUCGCCGAGCUCACUGCACUGGAAAACCUGAAACUAAACAAUAAUCGGCUGAGCCACUUGCCAGAUGGUCUUUUUGUGAGAUUGAGGCAUCUACAGCGUUUAGACCUGAGCCGCAACGACUUAACCGCGAUCAGCCGGCGCACCUUCCGCGGCCUCACCGCGCUCAAGUCGCUGCACCUCGGCUGGAACCAGAUCAAAUGCAUCGACGACAAGGCUCUGGAACAUCUGAAAAGUCUGCAGUAUUUAACAUUAAACAACAACAACCUGACCUACCUGUCUCUGGAAGCGGCCAUGGUGGCUCGCCUGCACGCGCUGCGCCUCUUCGACAACCCCAUGGUGUGCGACUGUCGGGUGGCGAGGCUCGGCGCUGCAGUGCGCGCUGCCGGCAUCCUGGGGGUCGGAGCUAGAUGUCAGGCGCCGGCCGCGCUGCGCGGAGCCUUCCUCAGCGAGAUAGAACCUCACGAGUUGGUUUGUAACGGCCCGAACACUGCUAUAGUAGGGGAAUGCUCUGCGGAGCCGCGCUGCCCGCCGCCGUGCCGCUGCUCGCCGGACGGCACCGUGGACUGCCGCGAGAAGCUGCUGGCCGACCUGCCCGCCGCCAUCCCGCACCGCGCCACCGAGAUCCGCCUCGAACAGAACGAGAUAACAGAAGUAGGUGCGGGCGCGUUCGCGUCUGUGAAGCGCGUCGCACGCAUCGACCUGUCCAACAAUAAGAUUACUAAGAUCGCGGGAGACGCCUUCAACGGUCUGGUGCAUCUUACUUCUUUAGUGCUGUACGGAAAUAAGAUAAAAGACCUGCCGUCCGGAAUAUUCCACGGCCUCACGUCGUUGCAGUUAUUGUUGCUAAACUCGAACGAGAUCACGUGCGUGCGGAAGGACACAUUCCGUGAUCUGCAGAGCUUGAAGUUAUUAUCGCUAUACGACAACAACAUUCGUACUCUACCGAACGGAACCUUCGACGCUCUCACCGGCAUACAGACUCUGCACCUGGGCCGCAACCCGUUCUCGUGCGACUGCGCGCUGCGUUGGCUGGCGCGCUACCUGCGCCGCAACCCCAUCGAGACGUCCGGCGCCAAGUGCGACGCGCCCAAGCGCGUGGCGCGCAAGCGCAUCGACGCGCUGCGCGAGGACAGCUUCAAGUGCAAACCGGGCGAGGAGGCGGCGGAGGCGUGCGGCGACGAGCCGCCGUGCCCCGCGCCGUGCGCGUGCGCGCGCGGCAGCUGGGGCCGCGGCCUGCGCGUGUCGUGCGCGCGCGCCGCCCUCGCGCACAUCCCGCGCGACCUGCCGCUCGACACGCACGCGCUCAUAAUGCCAGACAAUGCUCUCGGUCAAAUUAAGUCCGACGGUUUCCUGGGCCGCUUACCGGACCUCACAAAGUUGGAUUUUAGGAACAGUGGUAUAUCGAUAAUAGAAGACAACGCAUUCGACGGCGCUGCUAACAUCCAGGAACUGCUGUUGGACUCCAACCUGCUGGAGACGGUGACCGACAAAAUGUUCUUCGGCCUUCACAGCUUGACCAUAUUGUCUCUGGCUGAUAAUAAAAUCCGAUGCAUCGCUCCAGGAUCUUUCGACCAUCUUAGCAUGCUGUCCACGCUGACGCUGUCGGGCAACCCGCUGGAGUGCACGUGCCACACGUCGUGGCUGGCGGGCUGGCUGCGCGCGCGCCGCCUCGCGCCCGCCACCGCGUGCGCGCGCCCCGACGCUCUCGCGCGCACGCUGCUCGCGCACCUCGAGCUCGCCGACUUUAAGUGUACCCCGGAAGACGCAGGCUGCCUGCCGGCGGACUACUGCCCCGAGCGGUGCACGUGCGCGGGCAGCGUGGUGCGCUGCGCGCGCGCGCGCCUCGACGCGCUGCCCGCUCGCAUCCCGCCCUACACCACCGAGCUGUACCUUGAGUCGAACGAGAUCACCAGCAUAUCAUCAGAACAGAUCCGGCACCUGACGCAGCUGACGCGGCUGGAUCUCUCCAACAACAAGAUCAGCGUGCUCUCCAACAACACCUUCGAGGGGCUCACCAAGCUGUCCACCCUCAUCGUGAGCUACAACCGGCUGAGAUGCGUUCAGCGAGACGCUCUGAAAGGUCUGACGCAGUUGCGAGUGCUCUCGCUUCACGGGAACAACAUAUCGAUGCUGGCUGACGGCGUCUUCCGAGACCUGGAGUCCAUAUCCCACGUCGCGCUGGGCUCAAACCCGCUGUACUGCGACUGCGCGCUGCGCUGGCUGGCGGCCUGGGUGCAGCGCGGCGAGUUCGUGGAGCCGGGCAUCGCGCGCUGCGCCGCGCCGCCGCGCAUGCGGGACAAGCUGCUGCUCAGCACGCACCCCGCCGCCUUCUCGUGCGCAGGAGAGCCGCCGGCGGACAUAGUGUCGAAAUGCAACAAGUGCUACCGCAACCCGUGCGCCAACGGCGGCGAGUGCGCGCCCACCGCUGGCGGCGGAUUCCGCUGCGCGUGCGCGCGCGGUUACCAUGGCGACACGUGCCAGCACCAGAUCGACGCGUGCUACGGCUCGCCCUGCGCCUACGGCACCUGCCAGCUGCUGGAGGAGGGCCGCUUCCACUGCUCGUGCCUGGCCGGCUACACGGGCGUGCGCUGCGAGGCCAACAUCGACGACUGCGUGUCGCACCGCUGCCAGAACAACGCCACCUGCGUGGACCACCUCGAGAGCUACACCUGCAAGUGUGCCCCGGGCUUUAUGGGCGAAUUCUGCGAGAAGAAGAUCCCGUUCUGCACGGCGGAGUUCAACCCGUGCGCGAACGGCGGCGCGUGCGUGGACCACACCAGCCACUACACGUGCUCCUGCCCGCGGGGCUACUCGGGGCAGAACUGCACCGUCAACGUCGAUGACUGCAUCAACCACAUGUGUCAGAACGGCGCGACGUGCGUGGACGGGCUGGACGAGUACCGGUGCGCGUGCGCGGCCGGCUACGCGGGCCGCUACUGCGAGGCGGCGCCGCACGCCGCGCUCGGCACCUCGCCCUGCGCGCACCACGACUGCGUGCACGGCGUGUGCUACCUGCCCGCGCUCGCGCUGCAGGAUGAUAUUAUGAUGGAGCGUCCGCUGCUGGCGCCCGCCAACGACUACCUGUGCAAGUGCGCCCCCGGAUAUUCUGGUCGUCUCUGCGAGUACCUCACCUCUCUCACGUUCAACCACAACGACUCGCUGGUGGAGUUGGAGCCGCUGCGCACCAGCCCGCAGGCCAACGUCACCCUGGUGUUCAGCACGAAGCAGCAGCACGGCGUGCUGAUGUACUUCGGUGAGAACGAGCACCUCGCGGUGGAGCUGUUCAACGGCCGCAUCCGCAUCAGCUACGACGUCGGCAACCAUCCCACUUCCACUAUGUACAGUUUCGAGAUGGUGUCCGACGGCGCGUACCACAAGGCCGAGCUGCUCGCACUCAGCAAGAACUUCACUCUGCGGGUCGACGACGGUCCCGCUCGCUCUAUCAUCAAUGAAGGUAGCAAGGAGUAUCUGCGGUUGGAGCGACCCAUGUUCCUGGGCGGAGUGCCGCCCGACGUCGCCAAGGACGCCUUCUCCAAGUGGCACCUUCGGAACAUCACCAGCUUUAAGGGGUGCCUGAAGGAGGCGUGGAUAAACCACAAGCGCGUGGACUUCGUGAACGCGGCGCGGCUGGUGCGCGCGACGGCGGGCUGCGCGGGCGACGGGCCGGCAACGCCGCCCGCCGACUCGCCGCAGGAGGACGCCGGCCACCGCCCCGACCCGUGCGUGCCGAACCCGUGCCGGCGCGGCGGGCGGUGCGCGCGCGAGGACGGCUCCAGCUCCGACUACACGUGCCGCUGCCGGCCCGGCACCGCCGGCGCGCAGUGCGAGCUGCUCACCUCGCUCGGAGGUGCUCCUGUGAUCACGCAGAACAAGCUGCCGGCUCGGAAGCAGGCCAUCAGCAACGUGCAAGCCUCACCAGCUGCGCCCGCCGCGCCGGCCGAGCGCGCGCCCGCCGCCGCGCCGCCGCACACCGCUUGUAGAAAGGAAGCGACUCGCGAGUUCAUUACGGAGGGCUCGUGUCGCAGCCGGCGAGCGGUGCGCGGCGCGCGCUGCGUGGGACCCACCGGACCCGCCGGACUCGCCGGACCCGCCGGUCACGCUGGGCCCGGACCUGCUGGAUCUGGCGCCGCCGGAUCCUGCGGCAAAGCGCAGUGCUGUGCCCCCAGGAAGACUAAGAAGAGAAAGAUUCGCCUGGUUUGUGCGGACGGCACUCGCUACACCAAAGACAUAGAAAUAGUGCGGAAGUGCGCUUGCGGCAAGAAGUGCGCGAGGAACACGCCCUUCCUACACUAGACGCCGCACCAUCUCCUCUCGAUAUAAGGAAUACCAAUUUAAACUCACUGUCUAUAACAAUUUGGGUCAAAAUCGAGUAACCGUAAUUUUGGCGGUAUUUUACUAACGAAUCAAGAAAGAUGUUUGAUGAAUGGCGUACGAUCGGUUUUAUUUCAAACAACGCAAUUAUUUAAAUGAAAACAACUGAGAAACUUAAAACAACACUGCCCUCGUUAUUUUUAUUCCUCAGUAAUCAUAAAUCAUAUCUCGUACACUGCCUCAAAAUGAAACGAAAACAAUUCUCAUAAGCUAUGAUUCUGUUAUAUGUAUAUGUAACAAGGCAUAUCAGGUUACACGCAUGCAGAGUGCACUGAUGUAAACUCACAAUAUAAACUCAACGAGCUGCCAUUUUGUUUAGUCAAUACAUAGAAUAUUCUAUCCCUUUCCUUCUUAUGGUUAGUAUCGUACUAUCUCUUUUCUAGAGUUAAAUGAAUAUUGGAAUAUAAAAGGUCACUGUUUGCGUGGGUCGGGUUGUUAUUAACUGAGAUACUGAAACCUGUUAUGCCCAAUUACUUAUUUUUAAUUAUCUACUUAGUAUACGUUUUUUGCAGUUUGUUACACGGCCUAAUAUUCUUUCAUUUAAAUGAGGCAAUAUCGGCUAAAUGCUUUAGUAUUAGUUGAAUUGUCUGAUUACUGAUGUAACCUUCAUGUAGAGUUAAUUUUACCCGUACAAAUUAUGUUAGAUUGUAUAUUAUUUUUAUUUAUAAAUACAUCGGAGCUCCUUUGAGAAAUAUAUACACGAAUAAAUUUUAUAUUUUAACCUCAUUUUGUAUAUCUUAGUAUUAUAAUUAGAUAUAAAAUAUACCCCAGUAGACAUAAGUUGCAUAUUCAGAGAUUUUACUAUAACUAGUUGCUAUAGGCAUUACAGUUGAAGGCUUCUUGUAAGAGUUGACGGCGGCGCUGGUAAUGAUGCGAUAACAUCCAUCUUUGAUUGUUAAAAUACAAAGAUUUGUUGCACUUUUGUUUAUUUCCGACACGAGAUUAUGUUUCUAGAUGAAGCAAGAGGUUUCUUAACAUUAAAAUAUCGAAUGAGCGAUAAUAAUUUUUUAAACUUAUAAUUAAGUGCUAUCGAACAUUUUUUAGUCUUGCCGAUAAAUUUCGAAAUGUAAGGGAUUUUGUAUAAAAAAUAUGAAUUAUUUAUUGCUGUUUUGUUGCUAAUUAAGGCUAAUUGUAAAUGAGUAGUUAACUUAGGUAUCGUAGAGAAUGCAUUCCGUAUUUAUUUAUUCCCUACCAUUUCUACCGAAGGGUAGCUUCGCCGCGGUGUUCAUCGCAUUUUGUGUAACGUCAGUAUUAAUAUUUUAUUUGAAUCUAUUAAAAAUCAGUUUAUUAGAAAUGUGUUUUGAGCGGAUUUUUAGUAGAACUUGACUUAAGAUUUAAGCUUUAAGCAGAACCUACACCUGCUGCCGCGUCGGCGGCGGGCGCUUUUUAAAUUCUAUGGUGAGGUAAUAUUGUCUAUGAACUUUAUAAUUUAUUGAUGUAAUAAAGACGAUGUUAG